Prunus dulcis (almond) is the source of this 771-nucleotide messenger RNA. RefSeq lists its product as uncharacterized. Lineage: Eukaryota; Viridiplantae; Streptophyta; Magnoliopsida; Rosales; Rosaceae. Bases 1 to 771 code for a protein of 256 amino acids. The transcript has a single exon. The record is from RefSeq and is a predicted model, not a curated record.
AUGGGGUAUGUUGAUGGUUCGAUCCCUUGUCCAUCUCAACACGGUUCGACCUCUGAUGAAUCUGGUAUCACUUCUUCUUCUCCAACUGAUGAAUAUAUAGUAUGGAAAAUGCAUGACAGAGCUAUUAUGCAAUUGAUCACUACAACAUUAUCACCUAUUGCUAUGUCCUCUGCGAUUGGUAGCACUAGCUCCAAGGAUUUGUGGAUUAGGCUAAAGGAACGAUUUUCCACUGUAUCUCGGACUAGCAUUUUUCAGAUGAAAUCUAAUUUGCAAACAAUUAAAAAGGGUUCUGAUUCGAUAUGUCAAUAUCUUCAUCGCAUUAAAGAAGCUAGGGACUCUCUUUCUGCUACUAGGGUAUACUUUGCGGAUGAAGACAUUGUCAUUCUUGCCUUGAAUGGACUACCUGCUGAGUAUAACACCUUCAGAUGUGUUAUAUGGGGGCGUGAAAGUGUGAUUUCCCUAGAAUAUUUUCACUCACAGUUACUUGCAGAGGAAACCAUUGUUGAACAUUCAGUUAAUACUCCUCUUAAGACAGCUAUGGUUGCUAAUACAAGUUCCACUUACACAAAAGGGCCUCCUUUUCAGCCUCAAAGUUUCUCACUGACUCAUGGUCAAUCUCAGGUGGCCACUAGAGGUUUUACACCUUAUAAUGGGAACAAGAACAAGGGUAAAGGCAGAUUCACUCAGGGAUCUAGAUUUUAUAAUUCUAGACCAGUGUUUUCCCCUAUGGCACAUGUGCUUCCCAACUCUAAUCCUGGAGUUCUUGGUUAA